AUGGACGCAGCUUCUGCCUCGGCCGCAACAAGCGGCUCGCGAAUCGACCCAGCCACGCAGCAGCCUACCUCUGUCAUCGUAGACAACAGCGGUGCAAUCACUGAAGACGAAGCCGCCCUUUAUGAUCGUCAGAUCAGGCUUUGGGGCCUCGAAAGCCAGAACCGACUGCGCACAUCUCACAUCCUGAUUGUCGGCUGGAACGGCAUUGCAACGGAGAUCGUCAAGAACACCGUUCUCUCCGGCGUCGGAAGCAUCACUAUCCUCGACCCCACUCCAGUCGAUGCUUCUAUCGACCUUCUAUCAGGCUUCUUCUUCCGCGACAACGAUAUUCGACAGCCUAAGUGCAGCCAAGGUCCGCUCGAUCGAGUGCGAGCUCUCAACCCGCUCGUCAAAGUGCAUGGCAUCAGCGAGCAGGCAGAUUACGAGACGUUGAUCGCAGGCGGAGAUGAUGCGGAAUCAUGGCUAAGAGCUCGGAAAGUCGAUGUUCUGGUUGUCAGCACACCUCUGCCAUCGGCAAAGCGAGGAGCAUACGAAUACGGCUUGCAGGAACGCCUGAUUGGCUUGAACGACACAGCGGGAAAGGUUGGAGUCAAGUUCUUUCUCUCUUCGACUUACGGCUUCGGUGGCUUCUACUUUGCCGACCAAAUCACACACGACUACAUCGUCGAACGUACUAUUCCUGUAUCCUCUAGCUCUGUCGACAGCACUUCAAACGGACUAACAGAAGAAAAGAAACGCAUCAAGCAGCAUCAGACCUUCGUUCCUCUCUCCGCAUCCCUUUCUCACACCUGGCCUAAUCUUACUGAUCGACAGCAACGCCGCUUAAAGCUCCCACUGGACUGGUUCAUUUGGCUCGCACUCACCGAUCUCCAAUCUAGCCUUGCAAACGACGCGGCAACAACAAGCAUCGGCGCUUCCGCUCUGAAGAACCGCACUAUCGCAAUGAUUAAGGAGAAAGGACUGAACCCAGACAUCGUCCUACCACCUACUGAAGGAGGGGAAUUAGAGAAGAUCUUUGAAAACCUAGUCAAGGCCGGAGGCGCAGGAGUGACACUAGCACCAGUAGGAUCCGUGUUGGGUGGAGUGUUGAGUCAGGACAUCUUGAACUCGAUCAGUGGAAGAGAGGAGCCGGUGGUCAAUUGGUUAUUCCUGAACUCGGAUGCUUCGGGGGCUGCAACUGUGCACAAGAUCGGCGACUUGGGGAAUGCGGUCGUUGUCGACUAG
Messenger RNA from Ustilago hordei, 1224 nucleotides. RefSeq lists its product as uncharacterized. The coding region runs from base 1 to 1224 and encodes 407 amino acids. Gene Ontology annotation, cellular component: SUMO activating enzyme complex; cytoplasm. The transcript has a single exon. The record is from RefSeq and is a predicted model, not a curated record. Lineage: Eukaryota; Fungi; Basidiomycota; Ustilaginomycetes; Ustilaginales; Ustilaginaceae. Gene Ontology annotation, molecular function: SUMO activating enzyme activity. Gene Ontology annotation, biological process: protein sumoylation.